AUGGAUGAGGAAAAAACGGCUGCAGUGUCCGCAGUGAACACUGUCAGCUUAGCCUACUUUAAAGCGGACCCAGCUUUAUUUUUCGCACAGUUAGAGUCAGAGUGCGAACUGAGAGGAAUUACCUCUCAGAAAACAAAAUUUAAUUUAGCGGUCUCCAAGUUGCCUCUCGAAAUUAUUAUCUCUCCACCAAAAGACAAGCCAUAUUACAAGUUAAAGGAGGAACUUAUUCGGAGGACGUCUAUGUCCCGGCAAAAGAAAUUGUCGCAGCUUUUGCAUGAGGAACAAUUGGGAGACAGCAAGCCAUCGCAAUUUUUACGUCGUUUACAACAUCUAGCCGGAGAAAGUAAUGAGGAUGGCAUUAUAUGUCAUAUUUUUCUCCAGCGUUUGCCCCCUGCAUAUCACGCUGUUUUAGCUGCGGUGGGUGAAGAUGCACCUGUCGAAAAGCUGGCUGAAAUAGCAGAUAAUGUAGCUGACCUAACUUCGGGAUGCACUGCUCCCGUUUCUGCCGUACAGACGCAAGAGCCAGAUCCACUGGCUAGACUUUUGGAGGGACAACGAAGGGAAAAGCCUAGGCUGGCGACCCGGUGCGCCGGCGUGGGAGAGGUUUGUCGCUUACUAUUUGUUUCGGACCGCACUACUGGUAUACGUUUUCUCGUGGACAGUGGUGCGCAAAUAUCUUUAAUUCCUGCCACUAGGGCAGACAAGUUAAAAGGCCCUCACAAACUUACUUUACAGGCCGUUAAUAAGUCGCUCAUCCAGACUUAUGGUCAGAGGUGCCUUACAUUGAAUUUGGGUCUGAGACGGGUUUUCACCCAUUUCUUUGUCCUUGCGGAUGUAGAGAAGGCCAUAUUGGGUGCAGAUUUUUUACACAAAUUUGGUCUUCUCGUUGAUGUUCACAGACGUUGUCUGACAGACCCUAAGACAAAUACUCAAUCGCCGGGAGCCAUUCAUAAUGUAAUUCCAUUAUGUCCUACUGUGGCUAACACAGAAGAUAACCCUAUGUUCUGUGAACUUUUACAAAAGUUUGAGAGUAUUACUAAACCGGCUUUUCAUAAAGAUAGUUUACCCCACAAUAUAACACACCACAUUGCUACUAGCGGUCCUCCUGUUCACAGCCGUCCUCGCUGUCUGGCACCGGAAAAAUUGAGUUUAGCGAAAACAGAAUUUACCCAAAUGAUGGAACUUGGUAUUAUCCGGCCAUCAAAGAGUAACUGGGCAUCUCCUUUACACCUGGUAUCCAAAAGUGGUGGUACCUGGCGAGCUUGUGGGGAUUAUAGGGCACUCAACUCUGCCACUAAACCUGACCGUUAUCCCAUUCCUCAUAUACAUGACGUAACGGCCAUCAUUCAGGAUAAUCAAAGUAGACUGCCAGGAGGCACCCACCCCCUUAUUGGAGUUCCUGUGACGUCGUUCCCCUGUUUGAGAGUGGGCGCCAUGGCGGAAACCCACAUGGAGUACCCUUCCCCACCAGUUUUAACUCCAGAUGCUAAUGCACCUGAGCAGUUGCCUCCCAAGGAGGCAUCCAGCAUUACCCUCUAA
Acanthosepion pharaonis is the source of this 1539-nucleotide messenger RNA. The record is from the annotation of a GenBank genome assembly. Lineage: Eukaryota; Metazoa; Mollusca; Cephalopoda; Sepiida; Sepiidae.